Messenger RNA from Symbiodinium sp. CCMP2456, 192 nucleotides. The record is from the annotation of a GenBank genome assembly. Lineage: Eukaryota; Dinophyceae; Suessiales; Symbiodiniaceae.
GAAAUUGCCAACCUCGAGCGCGAGAUCAGAGAUGCAGAGGCUCGGCUUGCAGAGCCCUUGGAGGAGGUGGACGAGACGCCGAACCAGGUCCUCCGGACAGAGUUGCAGAGCCUGCAAGCGGAGAACCAGGCCACUCUCCAGGCCGUCCAGCGCGUGCGCGAUGACGAAAAGGCCGCCCGCAAGGAGAUAGAG